Molecule: messenger RNA, 1101 nt
Organism: Anguilla anguilla (European eel)
Lineage: Eukaryota; Metazoa; Chordata; Actinopteri; Anguilliformes; Anguillidae
Product: ubiquitin thioesterase OTUB1-like
Exons: 7
Coding region: 79-882 (267 amino acids)
Biological process (GO): negative regulation of double-strand break repair; protein K48-linked deubiquitination
Cellular component (GO): nucleus
Molecular function (GO): cysteine-type deubiquitinase activity; ubiquitin binding
Source: RefSeq, a predicted model, not a curated record
CGAGGAUAGGUAGGUUUCGUGAACCGGAAGUGGUCUGUGUGACGAGGUCAGUGCUUAGGAACUGGACCAGAAAUUAAGAUGGCGGAGGAACAGCAGGAAACAACACAGGGGGAGAUGGAGGCAGGGGUGAACUGCCUUGCGUACGAUGAAGCCAUUAUGGCUCAACAGGACAGGAUUCAGCAAGAGAUCGCCACCAGUAACCCCUUAGUGUCAGACAGACAGGACCUGUCAGUGUUGAAGGAGGAGUAUGCACAGGAAGACACUGUAUAUCAGCUAAAGAUAAAGGAUUUGCACAAGAAAUACUCCUACAUCAGGAAGACACGGCCGGACGGUAACUGCUUCUACAGAGCCUUCGGAUUCUCCCAUUUGGAGUCGCUUCUAGACGACAGCAAGGAGCUUCAGAGGUUCAAAGCGGUUGCGGCCAAAAGCAAACUCGAUCUGGUGAAUCAGGGGUUCACCGAGUUCACCAUCGAAGACUUCCACAACACGUUCAUGGACCUGAUCGAGCUGUGCGAGAAGCAGCCGUCCCUGGGCGAGCUCCUGGGCUCCUUCAACGACCAGAGCGUGUCGGACUACGUGGUGGUGUACCUGCGGCUGCUGACGUCCGGCUACCUGCAGCGCGAGCACGGCUUCUUCCAGCACUUCAUCGAGGGCGGCCGCUCCGUCAAGGAGUUCUGCCAGCAGGAGGUGGAGCCCAUGUCAAAAGAGAGCGACCACAUCCACAUCAUCGCCUUGGCGCAGGCCCUGAACGUCUCCAUUCUGGUGGAGUACAUGGACAGGGGCGAGGGCGGCACGGUUAACCACCACGUCUUCCCAGAAGGCAGCGAGCCGCGCAUAUUCCUCCUGUAUAGGCCGGGCCAUUACGACAUCCUGUACAAAUAGCCGCUGCUCGGCCGGUCGCCUACUACUGCUCCUCUCCUGUUUUUCAAUACGCAAAGCGUUUAUGAGGAUACAUACAUCUGUGUACAAAUAAAAAAAGACAGUAUGGUAUUUAAAAAAAGAAACGCACCGCAUACAUUUCCCUGGAACCCCAUAUUGCCCCCUGCCCCCUCCCCAAAAGAAAAAAAAAAUUUAAACAAUAAAAAUGUUUAAAAAAAAGAA